Molecule: messenger RNA, 2016 nt
Organism: Clupea harengus (Atlantic herring)
Lineage: Eukaryota; Metazoa; Chordata; Actinopteri; Clupeiformes; Clupeidae
Gene: slc30a4
Product: solute carrier family 30 member 4
Biological process (GO): zinc ion transmembrane transport; response to zinc ion
Cellular component (GO): plasma membrane
Molecular function (GO): zinc ion transmembrane transporter activity
Source: RefSeq, a predicted model, not a curated record
GCGCAUGUAACCGAACUUGCUGCCAAGGUAGUUUCCGAGACCGUCUUUCUCUGGUAGUGCUUCUCUUGUAAACAAGAAGCUAACCUUACUUCGAUGCUAGCUAGUAAGGAAGCUAGCUCCCUAAAAAGUACUGUGUCCAGAUCUUACACUUAAAUCAUGGAAGUGGGAACAAACAAUGACUGAUUCACAGGAUUUAGUUCCCCCCUCUGAGGUAAAUAACCUGACUUUGCUGACGGUUUCAAGAGCACAAUGUGCCUGGUCUUGAUGCCGACAGAUGAACACGGUUUCUACUAAAAAGCGAACUCCCUAUUUCUGACCUCUUGUCUCACCUGGGACGUUUUUUCGGUCUAUUUUUAUUUAUUUAUUGUUUUCUAAUUUAUUUAUUUAUUUUUAUCAAACGACUGCUCCAACAUGUCGGGUGCAAACUUUAUGGCAAGGGUGAAGUCCGUCUUCAGGAAGGAACCCGAGGACUGGGACCUCAGUGACACCGCUCCAUUUGAUUUUUCUGACGAUCUGGUAGAGGAUGAAACACCCAAAUUUAACAAAUUAAAGGUUGUGGUCUCUGGAGAAAUGGACGAUUACUCAGCUGGUGCUCCAUCUAAUGGAACAUCCGUCAACACUAUCGUUGUGGACGAUGAUGACUCGCUUCUCGACUCAAGUCUUGGGAGCCCGGGUGUGAACAUGGACCCUUGUGUGAACUGUUUGAAGAGGAAGGAUAAGGUGAAACAACGAAGGGUGAUGAAGAAGCUUGGCUGUGCUGCUGUUUUGUAUUUCCUAUUCAUGAUAGGAGAACUCGUCGGUGGUUAUGUCGCCAACAGCCUGGCAAUCAUGACUGACGCACUUCAUAUGAUGACGGAUCUUAUUGGCAUCAUUGUGUCUUUGCUGGCCUUGUGGCUUUCAGGAAAGCCUCCAUCAAAUAGAUUCACCUUUGGAUUGCAUCGCCUGGAGGUGGUGGCAGCAGGCAUCAGUGUAUUGCUCAUAUAUAUACUGACUGGAGUGUUACUGAAUGAAGCUGUGCAGAGGACCGUCCAUCAGGACUUCACCAUAGAUGGAGAUGUCAUGGUCAUCACAGCUGCGGUUGGAGUCGCAGUGAAUUUGAUAAUGGGAUUCCUCUUGAACCAGUCAGGACACCUUCACUCGCAUUCCCACGGGGCCCCUCCUCCUCCUCCGCAGAGCCAGAGCCAGGCCCACGGACACGGGCACGGGCACGGCCACGGGCAUCAGCAGGGUCAGGGCAGCCUGGCAGUCAGGGCUGCCUUCAUCCACGCACUGGGUGACCUGGUGCAAAGCGUUGGUGUGCUCAUCGCAGCUUAUGUGGUCCGCUUCAAACCAGAAUAUAAAAUAGCAGACCCUAUCUGCACAUAUGUGUUUUCAGCCCUGGUGCUUUUCACCACUGUGAGAAUCAUGAGGGACACGGGGAUUAUCGUAUUGGAAGGUGCUCCAAGGCAUAUGGAUGUGGCACGCAUCAGGGAGGACCUGUUGAAGCUGGAGGACGUGCGCUCAGUGGACGAGCUGAACAUUUGGGCGCUCACCGGGGAUAAGACGGUGGCCCUCGUCCAUCUGCAGCUCUUGCCCUCCAGCAGCGGGAACUGGGAGGACGUCCAGGCCAAGGCCAGGCACCUGCUGCUGCACUCACACGGUGUGACCAGAUGUACAGUCCAGCUCCAGUGCUCCCGGCUCAGGGCACCAAACAUAUGCACUAACUGCCAGCCUAUCAGUGCCUGAACACACACACGCACACGCACACACACACACACACACACACACACACACACGCACUCACUCUUUCAUACAGAGCAUAUGCUCACACCAUAUCACACACAUUGGUGCAGCUUUCCAACCAUGCAAGUUGUCUUCGGAACUGCAGAUCGUAUGAUGGUCUUCAAAGCUAUUACUAAGCUGUUGACAUGUAUUAUGCAAGGAAGUGGAAUCAUUUUUGCAUUGGAAGUGCCAAAGGAUAUUCUAGUCUAGUUUCUGUUGAUGAAUGCACUUUUUUAAUAAAAAAAAAACAUUGCA